This is a messenger RNA of Xyrichtys novacula (pearly razorfish), 9719 nucleotides long. Lineage: Eukaryota; Metazoa; Chordata; Actinopteri; Labriformes; Labridae. The record is from the annotation of a GenBank genome assembly.
AUUUUCAAUAUGACUGUCAGUCAUACACCACCAGCACUGGAAACUCCACACCGCAGACAGGAAACUCAGACUUAUCCCUUGAAGAAGCUCUUUUUUUCUUAUAUCCCACAACAUUUUGCACGUGAACCAGCAUGUAAUCAUUUGUCAUCUCGGCCUGUAAAGAAGUGGCAGCUUCGACAAAAGCUUACUGAAAGAGGACAAACAUUGACCGCAGCUUUGGCAGCAUUUUUGACUUUCAGCUUUUCAUGAGGUUAAAAAAUUUUUUUUAAAGACACUUCUGUUUUUCUGAGCUGUUUCCUGAGGCUGAGAUGGAUGAAGAAACCUCACUGCUGGACAGGACACCAUCUGAAUCCAGGGUUGGAAAAUUUCUGCUCAUUUUGUUUUUCUUUAGAUAAAAACUACAGAGAGAUGAUGGAAAUUAGAAGCUAAGUUGCAGUUAGUUUCAUUAUGAAAUUUCUCUUGUUUAUCUGGUUUAUAGAACUUCAAUGAAAGUUUAAAAAAAAAAAUGACUACAUGAAAUUUAAAUGAGUCUAUCAGGCAUGUGAUCUUAACAACUUUAUCUGGAAAUCAAGCACCAGAUGGCUUUAAAGAAAUAUCUGAGUCACAGAGGUUUUUCUUUGUAAAACUGUUGGUAGAAGAUCUAACUUGGUUUAAAAAAAGGCACACUAAAGGACUACAGAAGCAGGGGUGUGUCCACUAUUUGUUGCACUUGGGUUGCUAAAGUGGGGCGCAGGGGUGGCAUGAAGUAUGUAUAAAUAGUUAAAAAGCAGAGUAAGAAGUUUUCACUAAUUUUGAACUAGUCUUACUCAUACGUUGAUGCCCUUUUCACGACCUCCAUGGUAAAGUGAGAAUAGUUACUUCUUCGUACUGAAUUUUAGUGCCUGUGUAUGACAUGGUCUUCUGCUGGUGAAGUUUAGUACUCAGGUUUUUUUUUUCUUCUUCUUUUUACAUAAUGGUUUGUACUAAUGACUGGAGCAGGAUUAGCAAAGACUUCAGUUUUCUGUUCAAUUAUUGUUGGAGACAGAUAGAGUCUACAACCUGGGCUUCAACAUCAUGACACCAAGGGUUUGACAGGGAACAUUUACACUGUGUGUGAUGUGUCUGGUCAUUGUUUGUGAUCACUGGAGCCAGACUUUUUGACAAGGGAGGCCAAACUGUAUCACUCAGUACUUUUCCAUGCACAGUUAAGUCAAGCUACAGUUGCAGCACGACUCGGUAAUUUCACUAGACCGCUGUCCUUGUCCCAGUUGACAAGCACAGAACAAGAACUGAAUCACUGACCUCCUCUGCUAUGGUGGGUGGCAGCAUGCCCCCUUUCAGCUUGUUACUAUUGGGCAAUCUUCCAGUUGGCCUUUCAUAUAUCAAAACUAACCUGAACACCUCGUAACAUUUGUAUGUACAAUGUGGGGUCGGUUAGGGCAUAAACAUCAGGGGCUUACCUUCAACCUAAGAGGGUUACCUUCACUAAUCACCUCACCCCUGGCCUCCCCCUUGUUCCACCACUGUUUGUAAGAUAACCAACAGUGAACAAUCUGAGAUUAUAAAGCUUCUAUGUUCUAUGUUACAGUCAAUCAUUGUACAUCUCCACAAAUUAAUCACUUUACCAUUUCACAUCCGUCCACCACAGAUCAGUAACUCCAAACUGUUCUUGGCUGUCUUCGCGGCUGUCUUGGGAAACUUCAACUUUGGUUACUCUCUGGUCUUCUCGUCCCCUGUCCUACCGAAGCUAAGGAGCCCUGAUGCAGACCCCCAACUGAGGAUGGGCACAGAAGAGGCUGCUUGGUUUGGCUCCAUCUACUCACUGGGUGCAGCUGUUGGGGGGCUGGGGGCUAUGCUGCUCAAUGACUUGAUUGGACGGAAGCUUAGCAUCAUGAUGUCUGCGAUCCCUUCAACGAUUGGGUGGGUCAGCACACAGUCAUAGAAGAGUCAUGUACAAAACCCAAUUCCACUGAAGUUGGGAAAUUGUGAUAAUCGUAAAUAAAAACAGAAUACAAUGAUUUGCAAAUCCUUUUCAACCUAUAUUCAAUUGAAUACACUACAAAGACAAGAUAUUUAAUGUUCAAACUCAUAAACUUUAUUAUUAUUAUUAUUUUGUUUUUGCAAAUAAUAAUUGACAUCGUGACAUUGACAUUGACAUAAUUAACUCAGAAUUUCAUGGCUGCAACACAUGACAAAGAAGUUGGGAAAGGUGGCAAAAAAUACUCAGAAAUUUGAGGAAUACUCAUCAAACACCUAUUUGGGACAUCCCACAGGUGAGCAGGCUAAUUGGGAACAGGUGGAUGCCAAGAUUGGGUAUAAAAGCAGCUUCCCCAAAAAUUCUCAGUCAUUCACAAGCAAGGAUGGGGCAAAGUUUACCACUUUGUGAACAACUGCGUGAACAAAUAAUCGAACAGUUUAAGAACAAUGUUUCUCAAAGUACAAUUGCAAGGAAUUUAGGGAUUUCAACAUCUACGGUCCAUAAUGUUAUCAAAAGGUUCAGAGAAUCUGGAGAAAUCACUGCACGUAAGCAGCACAGCCGGAAACCAACAUUGAAUGCCUGUGACCUUCGAUCCAUUAGGCAGCACUGUAUCAAAAACCGACAUCAAUGUGUAAAGGGUAUCACCACAUGGGCUCAGGAACACUUCAGAAAACCAUUGUCAGUAAAUACAGUUUGUCGCUACAUCUGUAAGUGCAAGUUAAAACUCUACUAUGCAAAAAAAAAGCCAUUUAUCAACAACAUCCAGAAACGCCGCCGGCUUCUCUGGGCCCGAGCUCAUCUAAGAUGGACUGAUGCAAAGUGGAAAAGUGUUCUGUGGUCUGAUAAGUCCACAUUUCAAAUUGUUUUUGGAAAUAGUGGACGUUGUGUCCUCCGGGCCAAAGAGGGCAAGAACCAUCCAAAUUGUUAUCCACGCAAAGUUCAAAAGCCAGAAUCUGUGAUGGUAUGGGGGUGCAUUAGUGCCCAGCAAGACAAUGCCAAGCCACAUUCUGCACGUGUUACAACAGCGUGGCUUUGUAGUAAAAGAGUGCGGGUACUCGACUGGCCUGCCUGCAGUCCAGACCUGUCUCCCAUUGAAAAUGUGUGGCGCAUUAUGAAGCGUAAAAUACGACAACGGAAACCUUGGACUGUUGAACAACUGAAGCUGUACAUCAAGCAAAAAUGGGAAAGAAUUCCUCCUUCAAAGUGUCAACAAUUAGUCUCCUUAGUUCCCAAAUGUUUAAUGAGUGUUGUUAAAAGGAAAGGUGAUAUAACACAGUGGUAAACAUGCCCCUGUCCCAACUACUUUUGCAUGUGUUGCAGCCAUGAAAUUCUGAGUAAAUUAUUUCCAAAAAAAAAAAAAAGUUUAUGAGUUUGAACAUUAAAUAUCUUUUCUUUGUAGUGUAUUCAAUUAAAUAUAGGUUGAAAAGGAUUUGCAAAUCAUUGUAUUCUGUUUUUAUUUAUGUUUAUCACAAUUUUCCAACUUCAAUGGAAUUGGGUUUUGUACUAAAAACUAUCACUGUAGGUGUGAAGCUUUGUUCAAGCAGCAGCAACUUGGGGAGCAAUGAGUUUCUAUGUCAUGUUACUUGUGUUGAUUCCAUUUAUCUCACAGCUAUAUUAUAUCUCAACUCAGACAUUUAUGACAACUUCGAUUUCCAAUAACUUUGUCUGAUAGGAAGGUGCCAGUUUAGCUAAGUGCAUUGUGCAGGUGCCUCAUGUAUACAGGUGACAGUUCUUGUGGCAGUGAUCAUGGGAUCGAUUGCUGAUUCUCUGCAUGAUAUUGAUCACUCACCCUCUUUCUGCUCUUGCAUUUGUGUCUCUCUCAAGUUGUCCUUUUUCAUAAAGACAAAAGCUCUAAAGUAAUAAUCUUAAAAAAAAAAUACAUAUACAAAUGGACUAUCACAGCUGCAUGCAUGAACUGAAAUUAUGUGUGUGUGUGCGUGCGUGCGUAUGUGCGUGUGUGUGUGUGUGCGUGUGUUCAGAUACAUGCUGAUGGGAGGGGCUGUUGACUUGUGGAUGCUCCUGGUGGGUCGUUUCCUCACUGGCAUCGCUGGGGGGAUGACUGCAGCAUCCAUCCCUGUGAGCUACCAUGGUUACAGAUAGUUUUUAAAAUCCUAUUAAAAACUUUUCCCUUUGUAUUUUUACAUUUUAGGGCUAUGACAUAAAUAUUCACCAAGGUUUUGUGACAGGCAUUUAGUAUGCCUUCAUGUGUUUGUAGUUGUAUGUAUCUUUAUGUGUUUAUAUUGUAGGUUUAUAUCUCUGAGAUCUCCCACAAAGCAGUGAGAGGAGCUUUGGGCUCUUGUCCUCAGAUCACCGCUGUGUUUGGGGCCUUGGCACUCUAUGCUCUCAGUGAGUACAUACCAAUACUGCAUCAUAAGAUACUGCUCAAAGGCAUUUAUUAGUUAAAAUUUUUUUUGCAUACACUAACUCCCACCUUAAUGUUAGGGUGAGAGUUUCUUCAAACAGGGUAAAUAAUAAUGAAAUUGACCUGUCCAGAGCAGAUUGCCAAGCUUCCCCACCCAAACUUCAAUCCAGUGCAAAUAACAAUCGAUAAAUUUCUUAUUAAAAACAAGAGAGCACAGAGAGGGACAAAGUCCACAGUCUCCCCUUCUCCCUACCUUGUAUUAUCUUUAUCUUUAAUCAAAUAUGAUCUACAGGUCUUGUGGUGCCGUGGCGAUGGCUGGCUGUGGCGGGGGAGCUGCCUGCUUUGUUGAUGGUUGUGCUGAUGGUGUUCAUGCCCCGCUCCCCCAGGAGGCUCCUCACCCAGGGCUUGGAGCAGCAGGCUGAGAAAGCCCUCCACUGGCUAAGAGGGAAACACUACGACACACACAGUGAACUCAGAGACAUAAAGGUAACACAAAACACACCGAGCACUGUGUCAUGAAGUUCAAAGGAAAAAUGCUUGCUGUGGUCUAAUGUGUAUCCUGUAACUUAAGGGGACAAAUAAGAGCACCAGUGUCCAUACUAAAUGUAUGCAAAAGUUUCAACUCAUGGGGUAACGCAUGUUGUCAUGACAUUAGAAAAUAGAUGUAAACUGCUCAAAACAGGACCUUGAGAGAAAACAUGAGACUCACUAAAUUGCCUGUGUCAGCGGUAAAGUCUCUCCUUACCAAUUCAUCUGAGCUUCAGGCAAAGCAGAAGCUCGUGAGGGAACACCCACAACUGAACGGGGUAACACUGCCCAAACAAAGUGUUUCACAUGGAGGCUGAAAUAAUGAGAGAGAAACUUUUUUUUAAUACAGCUUCUACUCCCCACAUUUCAUGCCUCUCUCCAGCUGUUCUAUUAUUAAAGGCUAAAAACACCCCAAAACAUAACUUUAAAAAAAAAAAACUUAUGUAUACAAAAAAAAUGUACAGAUGUGCCUACACCUGUACAUAUUUAUCAGUGCCUAUGACUCUGUUCACAUGGGGCACCAAAAUAAGCACAUACUCUACACAAAAUUCCUCACAAGAGCUUUAAAGAGAUCAGACUAACUCUUUUUGGCCCAUGCAUGUUCUUUUAACAACUUUUUCUCAUUUUUCUGCAUUUAAAAAAAUUGAGACACUGAUGAAGCUAAAAAAAUAGGACAAAUAAGGUAUUAAUCAGACUAACACGCCUAUUUCAUGCAUUUUCUGAGAAAAUAAGAGCACACACUGGUUCAUGUGUUUUUGUGUUUCUCAACAUGCAGCACAGCAUUAACACUCAGGGGAAGGUCAAAUGGUCCAAUUUGGCAACACCUGUAAUCUACCGACCAGUCAUCAUUUCAGUGGUGAUGCGUUUCCUGCAGCAGAUGACGGGCAUCACACCAAUCUUGGUCUACCUGGAGUUCAUUUUUUCCAAAAGCAAAGUCUCUCUGGAGCCAAAGUCAGACACCUGUUCUACUUCUUUGUCUUAAUACAUAUAUAUGAUGAUUUUUCUAUAUAGAUGUAUUUCUCUUUUUGUGGUAUCAUUAUUUUGACUCUUAUUUUGACAUUAUUUAAAGUUUGGUUGAUUUGUUUUCUUUCAUGAUUUUUUUUUCAUUAAAUGCACUGUGCAUAUUUUGUCUGUUAGAUAUGAUGCUGCCAUCGUUGGAGCAGUCCGUCUCUUUUCUGUUGCCAUCGCAGCCAGUGUAAUGGACAAAGCUGGUCGUAAAGCCCUGCUGUAUACAUCAACUAUGCUGAUGUUUCUGUCCUCUCUGACUCUGACCAUGAUCGCCCACACGGCAGACUGCCCCAGCCCUAUCAAUGUCACUGUCAGCUUGGACUAUAGCUCCCAUACUGCUGUUGGACACACUCCUGCAGGUCUGCUGCCUCUCAUUAGCACCAUGGUGUUUAUAUUUGGUAAGUGUUGGAUCAAACCCAUUCUUUGUAAACCCCAUGCUUUGGCUGACUAUCUAUGCUUUUUUAGCCUUGUUUCCAGUGAGGCUUAUUUGGUAGUAAUUGGUCUCACUAAAAUAUUUCCUUAUAUUUGAAAUGUCAGGAUACUGACAACAAUUAGCUGCAAGCAGGAGUGUGGCCAGAGGGGCGGCUAUAUGGCCCUCCCUCAAAUUCCGAUUCAAGGUACCCUCAAAGUCUUGAGCAAGUGUCCUCUCUGAUUUGUCAGAGGUAGGACUUAUAUUUAAAUUAUAUAUGCAGGCUAUUUUGCAACAUACUGCUGUAUUAUUGUCUUAGCAUUUGAAUUGAACACUUUUUUAUUUAAGAUUUGCAAAUUUUUGGUACCAACAUUUUGCUGAUAAGUAGAUUUUUUUAACAACGUGCAAAUGUAUAGCAGUUAAGUUAAACACAAUUGGUGUAAAUAAAAAGGGCAAAUAAAUAUUAUUCAUGUCUGUGUGUACAUAAACACUUCAUGCUUCUCCUGCAUGAGUCACAGCCCCAGUGAGGCCACCCAAGUCAAAAAAAUCUUAACACACCCCUGGCUGCAACGUCAUAUUGGACUGUAGUAAACUCAUAAUCCCCCCCUACCUGAGUGAUGUGGAUGUCUUCUGGUGAGUGUGUUUAUGAGAUGUGCUGUGUACUCAUAAUUCCUCACAGUGAAGAAAAUAUGUCAGUUUUGGGGCGAUUCCAAGAAUUAGCAUAAAAGGGCCACACUUCUUUGAAAUCACAAAAUAGUUUGAUAAAAGGUCAAAUUUUAUUUUGAGUUAGAAUAACUGAAAUGGCUUAAAACUUACUUGACCUUUGAUUUUUGAUUCCACUUCUUCAUUUCUCACCUUCCCUUCCUCCUCCUUCUUCUGUCCUAGAACCCUCCCUUUUCUUUCCCUGUCUUACUUGAACUUUCCCCUCCUGACUAUUCCUGCCCUAACUUUGCACAAGACCCUUCAGAGUGACACAAGAUCUCUUCACUUUUUAUUAGGUCUUGCUGCCUCUAAUAGGCUUCUAAUUCCCACAACCACAACCAUACUUUAUCAUAUACUUGAUGAAAGCAAGGUUAGUGACAAACGUGAACAUUCUACUUGCCAAUAGAUUCCUUACCAAAAAGAAGUAUACAUCAAGUACAUUUUAAGAAGUAUACUGUUGUUCAUUUUAGUAUACUUCCCAAAUACAAAUGUACUACCGGUGUACUUAGAGGUAAACUUCAUGGGACUAAAUUGGCCCAAUCUUCAAUCUACACUUGAAACAUACUUGAAAGUAAACUUCUUCUUCUUCUAUACUAUUAGUUUAGUUGUGGAAAAACUCCAAGUUCCCUUUUUAGUUGAUAAAAGUACACUAUGAUGCAUUAUUUAUUUAUUUUAUUUAAUUUAAUUUAAAUUUUUUUUUUUUUUUUUUUUUUUUUUUUUGGGGGGGGGCAUUUUUUAGGACCACAGUCCCCAAAACGGGGCGUGGCUUAACCCACUUGACCACCUGCAUGCCCACUCUGAAGUACACUUUUUCUAAAGUUACCUUUUUGCUAUGCUAAUACUUCUAUAGUUGUACACAUUUGUAAACCUGGUUUGUACUGCUUAUCUUUAUAAGAGUUUACUCUAAUAGAGUUUGCUCUUAAAAGAUAAGCAGCACAAGCCAAGUAUACUUUAGCCUAAGGCACAAACACAUCGUUAAGUAUGUCUUGAUCAAAAGUCUAAGUUAAAUAUAUUCCGACUUUAAGUAUAAUUCUUAGUACAAGCCAAACACACCUAACAUUAACUUAACAACACAAUACACACAAUAUACUAUAUUGUGUUUGAAAUAUUUCUAUCUAUCUAUCUAUAUAUAUAUAUAUAUAUAUAUAUAUAUAUAUAUAUAUAUACACACACACUUCACACAAAUCACACUGUCUACAUGAAAGCAAACUACUAUUUGUCAACACAAGUUUCCCACUAAUUUGUGCAAAGAUUCCCUGACCUGAUAGAGUUUGUUUGUGUUGCUUGCCUCUGUUUCUUUUAUUGUGUCCCUGCAGGUUCAGGCCUGUUUUGCCCUCAGGUUCUUUUGUUAAACUCAGCUCUAAAUGCACCAUUACCUGUUUUCAGUUACAUGUCAGUCUCUCUAUAAUUAUACUUAUGAAACACCAUGUUUGGGUUGUUCAUUUAAAUUAGCAUCAUUGAUAAGUCACGCCUUACUUAAUUGGGAAAACUCCCAUGUCAGAGGAUGGUAUGACUAUGCCCCUAUAAAGCAUUAUCCGUGAGUUUUUAGGCCUUUAUUGUUCUGUAAUAUUACCUGCUUUGUCAUCAUAUUGUCUCCUAGGAUAUGCCAUGGGAUGGGGCCCAAUCACAUGGCUGCUGAUGUCAGAGGUGUUGCCACUGGCCGCCAGAGGCGUGGCCUCAGGACUGUGUGUCACUGUCAGCUGGUUGACUGCCUUCGUACUCACCCACGCAUUCACACACCUGGUGGACAGGUACGGCCUGUAUGUGCCCUACCUGUGUUUUACGGUGGUGUGUGUGCUCUGUCUGCUGUUCAACGCAGUGUGCAUACCAGAGACUCGAGGCUGCUCGCUGGAGGAAAUCGAGAACUAUUUCAGGACAGGGCGAACGUUCACUAUCACCAGAAGUCACUCCAACACACAGUCGAGCUAAAGUCAAGCUGUCUCUCUAAAACAAGGUGUUUCAUGUUUAUGUACCAAUAUAUUAUGGUCAAAGUGAAAAGCAUUUGUGCUAUAUAGAGGUUCAGAGAACACAACUACUAGGGAGGCUGCAGUUUAUAAAUCACUGUAAAAAAAAUUAUAGGCCUACCAAUCUUAUAUAAUCUGAAAUGUCUCUUCUUUGUCUCAGUGGUUUCAAACUGAAUGUGCAUGUAAUUGGCUCUGCAAUCAGAGCAGUUACAUUCAGUACUUCAACAUACUCGCUUUUGUAAUAAAAAUAAUUGACUGUACUUCUACUACAGUUAUAUAACACAUUCCCACCUAAAAAUAAGUGAGGUUACAUACAGUAUUACAAACCUCAAACACAGUUUUGGCCUAUUUAUGUGCCUGGUAUUAAUAUCCAAGAAAUCCAAGAGUUUGGCUCAAUACUAUAUCCAACCAAUGUAUUUAAGCUGCUUCGAUUGGUGGGUAACAUAAAAUCGAUAAAUACCUCAGACUUUACUGCCUAACUAUCUGUCUGUUCGCUGAGAUCAUAUAGGUUUAAAGAGAUUAAAAAGGACCAAGAUCAAGUGAUAAGAUUUGAUUGUGUUACAUCCACACUCAAAACUUACAUCAUGGUAGUGUAAUUUAUAUAAUUCCUUUAUCAGAUGUUUAACAGGUUACAUUUGUUGGACCUUUGAACGCUUAAAACCUUUAUUUAUUCAUUUAUUCUAGCAACAUACUUAAUCAAAUUUUUUAAGUCUUACUUUUCUGUUCUGUACAUGCUAAUAUGAUCAGCCCCUGUCUCAAUAAACAAGCGCUCAUGAAGCUCAUAUUACA